AUGGAGCUGAAUGAGAUCGAUGAGCUGCCGAAGAAGCUCCUUCGAGAGGAGGCGGGUCACGCUUUCCGUCUUCAAGCAUCGGCUUCGAUGGACAUGUGGCUUUGCAUGAAGCGAGCCAUCAAUGCUGCUGAGAAGGCGAAGAAGGCCUAUGAGGACGGUAGGGCCAGGGUUGCCGAGGCUGGCAAGGCUAUCCAGGAUCAUGCGAACCUGGCGAAGGAUUUGCAGGCUGCCGAACGGCAGGUUAGGGUUUAUGAGUCCAAGUUCGCAGAUCUGUCGUCAGCCCUGGAGUCAGCACAGCUAUCGGCAAAAGAGGCUCUAGAGGCGAAGGAAGCCGUUGAGGUGGCUCUGGAGGAGUCGGAGCGGGCCAAAGCUUCGGAGAUUGAGGCUGCCGUCCAGGAGGCCAUUCAGAAGUAUCGCCACUCUCCCGAUUUCUCUACCUUGCUUGACAAGGAGGUGGGCUCGGAGAUGGUGGAUCUCAUAUACCGAUUCAAGCGGUACAAUCCUGGGACGAAGCUCAACUUGAACUUCAUUGCCGAUCCUCCUCCCCUUCCCGAAGGCGUUACGGAAGAAAUGAUUGAGAAGUAUGAAGGGGAAGACGCUCCGGGGGAGCCCGACGCCACUGGUGCCGAAGAGGCGGAUGCCGAGGAGGCUAUCUGA
Molecule: messenger RNA, 657 nt
Organism: Prunus armeniaca (apricot)
Lineage: Eukaryota; Viridiplantae; Streptophyta; Magnoliopsida; Rosales; Rosaceae
Source: the annotation of a GenBank genome assembly